This is a messenger RNA of Closterium sp. NIES-65, 507 nucleotides long. Lineage: Eukaryota; Viridiplantae; Streptophyta; Zygnematophyceae; Desmidiales; Closteriaceae. The record is from the annotation of a GenBank genome assembly.
AUGUGCUCCUUAAAGCAGUCAGUGGUGGUUCCUCCCUGGCUCCUUCCUUCCCUCAAAUCUCCCCCCUCUUCGUUUCUCUCCCCCACCCCCUCCCCCACUUCCCGUUCCUCCCCUCCCUCUUCCCACCGCUCCCUCCCAUUCUUCCCGCCCCUCCCCCCUCCUGGCACGACUUCCGCGGCAGAGGUGUCGCGAAUGGCGGGGCGGCAGGCGCGCACGACGAACGUGGUGAUGGGCGGCACGGCAACAGAGUAUGGCGACGACUGGCUCGAGCUCGACAAGAAGGUGAACACGUACCCCAGUCUGCGUGACUUCACAGCCAUCGGGUCGGGAGGAGAGGACUUUGCCGUGGCAAUGGUGCUGGCUGUGCAGUCCGUCCUUCCCAAAGAUGUUCCCGAGCUUCAAGUGGUAACCAGGGAGAGUGCCACGGGUCGUUACAUCAGUGUUAAGAUUGGACCUGUUAGAAUGGACUCUAGUGAACAGGUGAGAUUUGAAGGGCUGAAGGGAUGA